AGACAAACUGUUCAUCCAACAAAGAUGAAAAUGUUUUUGUGUCUUCUAUUGAUCGAAGCCGUUGGUGCUCGAGUUGCUCCAGCUUCAGUUGUUCUAGCUCCAGUUGAUUCUGAAGGGCAACAUUGCGGUAUCGUUGAAUGCCGUCCGGGUUACGACUGCGUCGGUGGAAAAUGUGUCAAAGAUUAUCCAAAUUCGUGCACAACGAUCAAAUGCCAAGCUGGAUACCAGUGCACCAUUAAAAAUGGCAAAGGAGGUUGUUAUCCGGUUUCUAAUAAAUCUCUUGACUUGUGCGUUUUCACAACAUGCCCUAAAAUGUCCUCAUGCAUAGUGGUGGAUGGGAAGGCAAAAUGUGUUCCACGAUCUCCUCCGUGCACUAUCAAGCAAUGUCCUAAAGGACAAAAGUGUGGACUGAGAAAUGGACUGUCGACAUGUGUUCCAGAAUUUUCCUACGAGCCAGCCAACAUGGAACAGCUUAAUUGAACCAUUGAACUAAUAAUUGAACUCGAAUAAACUUUUUUGCAUUAAA
Molecule: messenger RNA, 526 nt
Organism: Caenorhabditis elegans
Lineage: Eukaryota; Metazoa; Nematoda; Chromadorea; Rhabditida; Rhabditidae
Gene: F46B3.15
Product: EB domain-containing protein
Exons: 6
Coding region: 31-480 (149 amino acids)
Source: RefSeq, marked reviewed